AUGGCCCUAACGACUGUUCUACCCAUCGCAGGCGCCUUGCUGUGCGCCUUCUUGUUCUAUGCAUACGCCUUUGUGGGACGACGAGAGAAAGGUCUUCCUCCUGGCCCUCCUACCACAGCCAUCAUAGGUAACGCCCAUCAAAUACCCACCAAAGGAUCAUAUCUCAAGUUCACAGAAUGGGCAAAGACUUACGGCGGAAUCUUCUCCCUUAAACUCGGACCUGCAACGGCCGUCGUACUCACUGACCGUCGACUUGUGAAACAACUCAUCGACAAGAAGUCCGGCAUCUACAGUAACCGCCCUCACAGCUACGUCUCGCAUAACCUCAUCACAGGUGGCGACCACGUUCUGAUCGCACACUAUGGCAAAGUAUGGCAACGGUACCGCAAAGUCAUUCACCAACACUUCAUGGAGAGCAUCGUGAUGAAAGACCAUCUUCCUCUGCAACAAGCUGAAGCCAGCCAACUGUUGCAUGACUUCCUCAUCCAGCCUGACCAGCACAUGUGGCACCCAAAGCGAUUCACAAAUAGCAUUGCGUGCGGAACGAUCUGGGGUGUACGCAGCCCGACCGUCAACACUGAGCAUAUGCUGCGCUUGUAUAACUUGAUGGAGGACUGGUCUGUCGUGAUGGAGCCCGGCAAUACGCCACCGGUCGACAUCUUCCCCGCGUUACAUUACGUUCCAGAAGCUGUCUUUGGCAACUGGCGGACCAGAGCCAGUCACGUCGGGAAAGCGAUGAACGAUUUAUACAACGAUAUGCUCACUGGCCUGGAGAAGAGACGGGAAACCGUAGGACCCAAGUACAGUUUCAUGGACAGGGUGCUGGACCAGAAAGAUAAGCUCGACCUGACCAGACAUCAGUUGUACUUCCUUGGGGGCACCAUGAUGGAAGGGGCAAGCGACACGUCUUCGAGUAUAAUACUCGCUGCCAUUCAGGCGUUUGUCAAGUGGCCCGAAGUCAUGCGCAAGGCACAGAAGGAGAUCGACAGCGUCAUUGGUGAGGACAGAAGUCCUCUCUGGUCUGACUAUGCGAGUUUGCCCUACAUUGCAGCAACAGUGAAAGAAGCCAUGCGAUGGCGACCAGUGGUACCUUUGGCUUUCCCACAUGCUGUAGACGAAGAUGAUUGGAUCGAGGGCUACAAGAUCCCUAAGGGAUCCGUGGUCUUUAUCAAUGCUUGGGGCAUGCACCACGAUGAAAAGAAGUUCCCUAACCCCGACGUCUUUGAUCCGGAUCACUACAAGGGAAUCACCGCAUUGGCGUCGGAGCUAGCUCAAUCGUCCAACCCCGAUGACAGAGAUCAUUACGGGUACGGUUCAGGAAGACGUCUUUGUCCUGGAAUCCAUCUUGCCGAAAGAAACCUGUUCCUCGGCAUCGCCAAACUUUUGUGGGCGUUCGAGUUUGGACCCGGGAAAGAUGAGGAUGGAAACAUCGUCGAGCCGGAUGUUGACCCUCGAACGGGCUACAGUGAAGGCUUCUUAGUUUGUGCGAAGCCGUAUGCGUUGGACGUCAAGGUUCGAUCGGAGAAGAGAAAGGAAACCAUUCUUCGAGAGUAUGAGGAAGCAAAAAGGGAUGUUUUUUCUGCCUUUGAUAACUAG
Molecule: messenger RNA, 1596 nt
Organism: Exophiala oligosperma
Lineage: Eukaryota; Fungi; Ascomycota; Eurotiomycetes; Chaetothyriales; Herpotrichiellaceae
Exons: 6
Coding region: 1-1596 (531 amino acids)
Molecular function (GO): oxidoreductase activity, acting on paired donors, with incorporation or reduction of molecular oxygen; monooxygenase activity; iron ion binding
Source: RefSeq, a predicted model, not a curated record